Molecule: messenger RNA, 2531 nt
Organism: Cryptomeria japonica (Japanese cedar)
Lineage: Eukaryota; Viridiplantae; Streptophyta; Pinopsida; Cupressales; Cupressaceae
Product: ATP-dependent DNA helicase 2 subunit KU70
Exons: 20
Coding region: 83-2116 (677 amino acids)
Biological process (GO): double-strand break repair via nonhomologous end joining; telomere maintenance; cellular response to X-ray
Cellular component (GO): nucleus; Ku70:Ku80 complex
Molecular function (GO): DNA helicase activity; telomeric repeat DNA binding; double-stranded DNA binding
Source: RefSeq, a predicted model, not a curated record
AAUUUGAUCUAAGGACGAGUGUUGCACGUUGUGAAAAAACGCGGCAAAUGGGAAUUUAAUAUGUCCUCAAAAUGCUUAUAUAAUGAAAUUCUUUAGACUUCCAUCAACAGGCAUUUUCACUUUUCUCUUUCCUGCUGCCAUUUUAUUGAAAAUUUUCCCACUUUCUUUCUGCACAAGAGCAGAGCGAAGACGGACAAACGAUUCAAUUCCUUUUGCAUAUAAGCUUCAGCUCAUGGAUUUGGAGUCAGAUGAUUUGUUCCGAGAUGAGGAUGACGAGGAGAAUAGUAAUUUUUCACAGGAUAAAGAGGCCACAAAAGAAUUUGUUGUGUACAUGAUCGAUGCUGGGCGUGAUAUGUUCUUACAGAUAAAGGAAGAAGAUGAUGAAAAGAAGAGACCACACUUCAGUACCGUUGUAAAGUGUAUUCUUGAGUCUCUAAAAACUCGCAUUAUCAACAGUGACAAUGACGAAGUGGCAAUAUGUUUUUUUAAUACUAGAGAGAAAAGAAAUUUGCAGGAGUCUGAGGGUGUAUAUGUUUUUAAUGUUCGUGAAGGAGAAGACCUUGAUCGCCCAACAGCAAGAUUGAUUAAAGACUUUAGCCACGUAGAGGAUAAUUUUGAAAAUGAAAUUGGAAGUCAAAGUGGAAUUAUUCCUGGAUCAAGAGAAAAUCCCUUAUACAGUGCACUUUGGGUUGCUCAGGGACUCCUACGGAAAGGAUCCACCAGAAAUGUUGAUAAACGCAUACUGUUAUUCACAAAUAAUGAUGAUCCUUUUGGAAGUGCUGAUCCUGGGGUAAAAGCAGACAUGAGGAGGACAACAAUUCAACGGGCCAAGGAUGCACAAGAUUUGGGUAUUUCAAUUGAGCUUUUCCCCUUGAGUAGAUUGGGUGAAGAAUUCAACAUUUCUAUUUUCUAUGCUGAUAUGCUUGAGUUUGAGAAUGAGGAAUUAACUCAGUUCAUGCCAACGGUUGCAGAAAAGUUUGAAGAUCUUACAAAUCAAUUGAGGAAGAAGAUCUACAAGAAGCGUGUUGUUCGAAAGAUUACAUUGAUGGUUGCUGAUGGUAUGUCAAUUGGGUUGAGCACAUAUGCUUUGAUUCGGCCUGCCUUAACAGGAAAAAUUACUUGGCUUGAUUCUGUGACCAACAAGCCUUUGAAGUUAGAGAGGUCAUACAUUUGUGCUGAUACGGGUGCCUUGGUUACAGAACCAUUGAAAAGAUUUCAAACUUAUCAGAAUGAGAAGAUUAAAUUUUCUCUUGAUGAACUGUCAGAAAUUAAGAAGGUGACCAGUGUUCCUUUACGACUUUUAGGCUUCAAGCCUUUGCAUUGUUUGAAGGAUUACCAUAAUAUACGGCCAGCAACUUUUCUCUAUCCUAGUGAUGAGGAGAUAAGUGGAAGUACCUGUGCUUUUAUUGCUCUAUACAGGGCUAUGUUGCGCUUUCAAAAGUAUGGAGUUGCCUUUUACGGAAAUACACGGUCACCACAACUUGUUGCUUUGCUUCCACAGGAAGAAGUAACAAGUUCAAGUGGUCAAAUUGAUCCUCCAGGGCUGCAUAUGAUUUAUCUGCCUUAUUCGGAUGAUAUUCGACGUAGUGAGAAGCUUCACAUGUCCAUGGAUGGUCCUGUACCUCGAGCAUCUAAAGAGCAAAUAGACAAAGCCACUGCUAUGAUAAAAAAAUUGGAGCUGAGGGAGUUUUCUGUUUACCAAAUUUCAAAUCCCGCUUUGCAAAGACAUUAUGCCAUAUUGCAAGUGUUGGCCCUUGAUGAGAACGAAGAUCUGCCAGAGACGAAAGAUGAGACCAUGCCAGAUGAAGAGAGCAUGCAAAGACCAGGGAUUGCCAAGGCUGUACAGGAAUUUAAAGAUGUUGUAUAUGGUUCAAAUUAUGAGUUUGAAGUAAUCACUAACACUAAAGGGGAUGAAGCUUCUAAAAAGAGAAAAGCUUUAACUGAUGUAGCAGUAAAGGAAGUAGGGAACUAUAACUGGAGUAAACUUGCAGAAACUCAGAAGCUACAAAAUCUGACUGUGGUUGAAUUGAAGUACUAUCUGACUGCUCACAAUUUGCCACUUACUGGAAAAAAAGAAGUCUUGAUCAACAGAAUACUGACUCAUUUGGAACGGUGAAGACUUAUAAUCCAUUGCCAUCUUUUUUGAAGGUUUGAGAAUAGAUACAAAACAAAAAGUGCCUCUCUUUCGCUCAACAAUCAACCAGGUCAGGCAAAUCUACUAUUAUGUCCCAGAACAUUUGAAUAGUAUAUUUCCGUCCUGAAUUUUGACAGCAUUGUUUAGUACCAGGAAUUUUAACGUUUUUGUGAUGCCUACUUCCAAAGGUAUUCUGACCCUUCUCUGCAAAGAUAAUAUGCUUAUCACUGCAAAUGUUUUGGAAAUGUGAGCACAAUAUUGUAACAAAGCUUCAGCAUGUGCCCGAUCUCACUUGAUUAUCAUGGCUAUGUGCCUGAGAUGUAUUGUUUUUCUGUGCAUUGAUAGUAUUUUAUUGUGAAAUGAAUUUAAUAUAUAAAAAUUAGUUACGUUAAAAGUA